AUGGAGACAGUUUUUACUACGAUCGUAUGUUUGACACUUCUUCUCGGGCCAACAUUUGUCGUGUUUUCUCUCGUGGAAAAUAACACUUGCACUUUUCAAAUGUUAUCAUUGCAAACAAGUAACACAGUUUUAAUAGCAAAUACAAAUAUAACAUAUGGUUUAUUACUUGUGAAAUCUGUAAACGUAGAGAAAUGGUUAGAGAAUAUAAAACGUGAUUGGAAUCAUAUACAAGACAAAGAAGAAUUUAAAACAUAUGUAGGAAUGGGAAAUCGUUAUAUAAAUAUUUAUUUAAGUAAGAAGUAA
This is a messenger RNA of Frieseomelitta varia, 303 nucleotides long. RefSeq lists its product as uncharacterized. The transcript is spliced from 3 exons. Lineage: Eukaryota; Metazoa; Arthropoda; Insecta; Hymenoptera; Apidae. The coding region runs from base 1 to 303 and encodes 100 amino acids. The record is from RefSeq and is a predicted model, not a curated record.